Batrachochytrium dendrobatidis JAM81 is the source of this 1149-nucleotide messenger RNA. RefSeq lists its product as uncharacterized. NCBI's taxonomy places the organism in Eukaryota, Fungi, Chytridiomycota, Chytridiomycetes, Rhizophydiales. Gene Ontology annotation, biological process: amino acid activation for nonribosomal peptide biosynthetic process. The coding region runs from base 1 to 1149 and encodes 382 amino acids. Gene Ontology annotation, molecular function: protein binding. The transcript is spliced from 4 exons. The record is from RefSeq and is a predicted model, not a curated record.
AUGUAUGAAUUAGCUCAAAUAACUUUGGAUUGGACAGUAGAUUUCAAAAAAUGUAUUGAUGCAUCGCCUCUUGUUGUAUUUCUUGACAGCACAACGUCAAAUAGCCACACACGUCUUGCAAUUGUUGGGUCACAUUCUGGAAUGCUUGCUGCUGUCGAUAUAGAUAGUGGUGUGGUGUUAUGGAAACGCGACCUUCCUGAUCGUAUUGAAAGUUCGGCAUGUUUGUGGACUGGUUCUGGUCAUUUUUCAGAUCCAUUGCAUAGUUUAGUUGUUGUCGGCUGUAAUAAUGGUAUGGUAUACGGUGUAGCGAUUAUUGAUGGACAAAUUAUAAAGCAGUUCAAGGCGGAAGAGCAAAUCAAGUCAUCACCCGUGGUUGAUAGUGUUACUGGAUUUAUACUGGUCGGAUCUCACGAUCAUCAUAUAUAUGCACUGGAUUUUUCUAGUCAUUCAGAGCAAUCUGAUUUGAUAAAGUCUCAUGCUAGAUUAAAGUGGAAACUCAAUCUUGGAGCUGCCGUAUUUUCAUCACCUACUAUUGAUACUGCCAAUCAAUGUGUUUAUGCCUGUACAUUACAAGGAAAAAUGGCUCGAAUUGGGAUGGAUGGACAAUUGAUUUGGCAAGUGUAUCUGACCGAUACGCAUAAACCGAUAUUUUCAUCACCUGCUCUUUCACUAUGCGGUGAUACGAUUGUUGUUGGUUGCGUUGAUGGAUAUGUAUAUGGAAUAGCUUCGAAUUCAAACCAAAUAUGGCGAAUCUACAUGAAUGGACCAGUAUUUUCAUCACCAAGUAUUUUUCAAAUUGAAAACAAUUGUUUUGCAUGUAUUGGAUCUCACGGAAACAAAGUAAUCAUUAUAGAUAUGGCAUUGGGUGAAUGUAUUUAUUCGAAUACUACCACUGCACCAAUGUUUUCCAGUCCAUCUGUCGUGGCAUCUGGAAUUAAAAACUGCAUGCAAAUAGCGAUUUCAUCUAUAGAUGGUCGUGUUAAUAUCUAUGUUGUACAAAAAACUGAUAGCGGUCUACUGGUUUCCAGACCCAUUCAGAUGGAUUUACCUGGAUCGCUGUUCUCAAGUCCAGUAUGGACAAACUGUCAUUCGUUACUGCAGGGAUCCAGAUCCAAUCAAUUCCAUCAUUUCAAAAUUGAAUUAAAUUGA